CGUUACCAAUCCCAAAUCGAGAAAAGAUUCCAGAAAACCAGCGACAAGUGUAGAUAGAUAUCCAAGGACACAUUAGAAGCUAGAAGAACAUUUCAGAUCAUGGACCGGCGACGAGUGACCAAACCGACAUACCAACCGCCCCACCUCCGAAGGCCGCAGAUUCCAUCUGGAGUUGCCAACAAACAAGGUGGCUGGCCAUCGACUCACGGCAACCCCUAUGCCAAUGGAUCUGUUUCUGAUGCCGGUGUUGAGGUGGACAGUACGUACGGUGGGUGCCCGUCAACGUCCACAAAUCCACCCCGGGUACGCGGCGCUAGCAAUACUAGAUUUCCAACUCAAACUGAGGCAUCAUUCACGAGGAAUAUUAGCCGACCAGGAGAAGGCGGUGGGAGACCACCCAGAGCCGGAGCCGGGCUGGCUGCUCCUGGUGUUUCUGAUCUUUCAAGUCCGGUUGGUCCGUCAAGAAGCGAACAGCGUAUGUCCCGACCGUCUAUGAGCAGAGGUUCAGAACCCAUACCGGGAUCUUCGAAAACUUCUUUGAUCCCUUCCCAAUCGACGUCUCGUUCUGCCAUAUGCGCUAGACCACCGAGCACACCACAAAUAUUGCAUGAUCGAUAUACAUCCCGUCCCUCUCGACGUGAUUGGUCUGCUCCUUCCCCUUCUGCCCCCUUUAUCCCUUCGUCGUCAACCACGGCUUCUGUCCCUGCACCGAGUAGGACGUUCCUUCAACAAAGAGAUCGAUCGGCAUUGGAAUCUUCAGCAGAUGAUAUCAAGCCCAUGCGAUCUCGGAAGGAAGAGAAGUGGACCGGAAAUGAUAAAGAGGGAGUCAUGGAGAUGGAGAUGAUGCAGAGCGUUUCAAGAAGCGGAGGUGACGGUGCGGAAGGCGAUGCGCUCAAAAAUUGGAGAACGCAAGAAAAAUAUAGGCAGUAUAUUGCGGAAAAAGUUGAAUCUCAUUAUCGCAAGUACGGUACACCAUUACAUACACUUCCGAUACUACCCGCAGGAUCUGCGAUAGGCAAGGACGAGAGGAAAGAGAAUAGGAAAGGGAAAGAGUUAGCGAGGGCUGGAGAGGAGUUGGAGAGUUUUGGCAGUCUGGUCUUGCUCUUUCGGAAACUGCGAGAAGGAGUAGUAGCUUCUGGGCGGAUUGAUAGUUUUGCAAUAGAAGUUUUCGAAUCAUCAGCGCGCUUCGCCAUCCUGAGCAAUAACCGGCCUCAGCUUCUAAGUGCUCUCAGUGGGCUCGUCCCGGGUCUAUACAAAGCUUACGAUGCGACCAAAAUCAGAUCAGGAGAAGAUUCUCUAUCUGACCGUAUUUCGAAGCUUGAUCUGGAAGAUAGGGGACUGAGAGAUAACAGAGUCGAGUUUACAUCCCUCCUGCUACUUUAUCACCUUGUCACCUCGGGACAAAUUGCAUUUAACGAGCUUUGGUUAGAGCUUACCGCGCCUGUGAAACGGCAAUUGCGUGGCAAGUUUGAAAAGAAUGAAAGAGUCACUCCGCAAGAAGAUACAUCGUUUUUACGAAUGGAAGAACUCAGUUUCGCCAAAGUGGCUUCCACCGCUCUCUCAUCAAACGCUUUUAAUCCACUUGUUUUCUUCUCACUCGUCUCACCUGCCUCCAAUGCUUGGUCAAGCCGGGGAUCACCAUAUGAAAAGAUCAUUCUUUCCUGGGCGAUACCCCAAGUGAGGGAAGAAGGUUGGAAGAGAUUGGUUAAGUGCUACAUGAGCGUGGACAUCCCAUGGAUUGCUAGUAUUUUGGGACAGUCUGCGAGAAAUGAAGAAGAGACAGUAGUAAUGGAGAACUGGGUUCAGGAGAAGGGGAAGAAGGUUGAACAAGGUAGAGUUUCACUGAGAAAUUGAUACUUACCUUAAGUUGUCUAUGACGAAUCAUGUGUUUCUAUGCGUUAUGGAUCGAUAUAUAAUGCUCUGGCAAAAGGAAAGCGU
Messenger RNA from Cryptococcus deneoformans JEC21, 1938 nucleotides. RefSeq lists its product as hypothetical. Lineage: Eukaryota; Fungi; Basidiomycota; Tremellomycetes; Tremellales; Cryptococcaceae. The coding region runs from base 100 to 1854 and encodes 584 amino acids. The transcript has 3 exons. The record is from RefSeq and is a predicted model, not a curated record.